CCUCCAAUUAAAAACUAGUCCACUUUCAACUUUCCUACCUAUAAAAACUCCUCUCUCCCAAUUCCCAUAUCAUCCCCCCAAAAUCAAACACAAAAAUCCCAAAAAUCUACCAAAUAUGGCAAUGCCAAAAACCCCAUCAACCACCUCACUAGCUGAUCUAGACAUAGCUAGUGCCUUCUUCGCACCCAUCCAACAAGCAGCUCCACCUUCCCCAACCAAACGCCACAUCAAAAUCUCCAUCAUUGGCACUGGCAAUGUUGGUAUGGCCAUUGCUCAAACCCUCUUAACCCAAGACUUAGCCGACGAACUCGCACUCGUCGACGCUCUCCCUGACAAACUACGCGGCGAGAUGCUCGACCUCCAACACGCUGCUGCUUUCCUCCCACGCACCAAGAUCGUCGCAUCCACUGAUUACGCCGUUACUGCAUCGUCCGAUCUUUGUAUUGUCACUGCUGGAGCUCGUCAGAAUCCUGGCGAAUCUCGACUUAAUCUUCUACAAAGGAAUGUUAGCUUGUUUAAGAAGAUCAUUCCUCCUUUGGUUAAAUAUUCUCCUGAUUGUAUUUUAAUGGUUGUUUCUAAUCCUGUUGAUGUUUUGACUUAUGUUGCUUGGAAGUUGUCUGGUUUCCCUUCUAAUCGGGUUAUUGGGUCUGGUACUAAUCUUGACUCAUCUAGAUUUCGGUUCUUGAUCGCUGAUCAUCUCGAUGUUAAUGCACAGGAUGUUCAGGCAUACAUAAUAGGAGAACAUGGGGACAGCUCGGUGGCACUAUGGUCAAGCAUAAGCGUAGGAGGGGUACCAAUUCUAAGCUUCUUAGAGAGGCGCCAAAUCAUAUACGAGAAAGAAACCUUAGAGAAAAUCCACAAGGAAGUGAUCAACUGUGCCUAUGAAGUGAUCAAACUCAAGGGCUACACCUCUUGGGCUGUGGGUUACUCGGUUGCGAACUUGGCUUGGUCGAUCCUCCGAGAUCAACGACGUAUUCAUCCGAUCUCUGUGUUGGCGAAGGGUUUCCAUGACAUCAAUGAUGGAGAAGUGUUCUUGAGCUUGCCUGCGCAGAUUGGGAGAGGUGGUGUGCUAGGUGUUAUAAAUGUGCCUAUUAGUGAUGAAGAAGCUGAACAUCUUAGGAGAAGUGCUAAAACUAUUCUUGAACUACAAGAGCAGCUUGGUGUUUGAUUAAGGAGUCGGGCUAAGUAUUAGAUUGGUGAGUUUGGUGUGAGCAAAAGUAAACAAGACUAACAAAAUGAGAUGGAUGGAAGGGACUAUUAGUUUUUGUAAUUUAAUUUGAUUUGUUUUCCACUUGUUUGAUUUCAACAAUGAGUUUGAAUUUUAGUUUAUUAUAAAUUUCUAUUUUGAGAGGUUAA
Messenger RNA from Beta vulgaris subsp. vulgaris (sugar beet), 1356 nucleotides. RefSeq names its product L-lactate dehydrogenase B. Gene Ontology annotation, molecular function: L-lactate dehydrogenase (NAD+) activity. Bases 116 to 1168 code for a protein of 350 amino acids. Gene Ontology annotation, cellular component: cytoplasm. Gene Ontology annotation, biological process: carboxylic acid metabolic process. The transcript is spliced from 2 exons. Lineage: Eukaryota; Viridiplantae; Streptophyta; Magnoliopsida; Caryophyllales; Amaranthaceae. The record is from RefSeq and is a predicted model, not a curated record.